Molecule: messenger RNA, 2149 nt
Organism: Cyprinodon variegatus (sheepshead minnow)
Lineage: Eukaryota; Metazoa; Chordata; Actinopteri; Cyprinodontiformes; Cyprinodontidae
Gene: tmem167b
Product: transmembrane protein 167B
Exons: 3
Coding region: 146-370 (74 amino acids)
Source: RefSeq, a predicted model, not a curated record
CAACGUAAAGAAGACUGUCAAGCCAGGAAAACGGAAAUACCAGGAGCUUGGGCAGGAUGCGAUCUUUUCCUUAAACUAAAGGAUGGUUUGUUAAUUAUUAAGAAGGAAAAACUCAUAUAACAUCGCCGUAGACCAAACUGCAGAUAUGACCAAUGUGUAUUCCUUUGACGGCAUCCUUGUGUUUGGGCUGCUGUUCAUCUGCACAUGUGCAUACCUCAAAAAGGUGCCUCGGCUCAACAGCUGGUUGCUGUCAGAAAAGAAAGGAGUGUGGGGCGUCUUCUACAAAGCUGCAAUAAUUGGGACACGGCUUCACAUCCCUGUGGCAAUUUCCUGCUUGAUCAUGGCCUUUUACGUCAUCUUCCUGAAAUGAUAAUCAGCCUGGACUGGAGGGACUGGAUGGCUGCAGGCUGGGAAUGGACUCAUUUCUGUGGUCCUGUGUUAAUCCUCACUCUGGGGGUCUCCUAAGUGACAGAUGAUACCCCACUGGGCAUGUGGACCCCUUGUAAAUAUUAAGCCAGUGCUGCCCCCUUCUGGUGACUAGGAAUUCAAACCCUCCCUGUAUAUUUGUGCACUACAGACAUGGGGGACUGUGAAUCUACAGAGAAGGCCCACAGGUUCACUUGAUUCCAUUCUAUUGUUGGGUUAUAUUGAUGGCUCUCUCUAACUUACACACUCACUGGGUUAUUAUUAUUAUUGUACUGAAGGACACGGGAGGUUGAAUGGAUAAAUGUACAUGCUACAUUUUACCUGUGUCCUAUUCAAGUUUUGCCACGCUAUACCUAGCAAAGAAAAAUAAAUAAAUAAUAGAAAUCAAAUGAUUCAUUCAACCUGCUCCUAGUUAUGCUGUUUCUGUGUUGCCUUUCCUGGUACUGGUGGAGGGAAAGAUAUACAAAGCUAAUAUAUAAAUAUGGUUACACUAUUUUCUUUUAUUAAUUUUACAAAAUUCUUUUAUUUUGCCAAUUUUCUGAGUAGAGCUAUUUGACAUCUCAUCUCAACUUGUUCAGAUCUCAACAGUUUUUUGCAUUAUCUAAUCUAAUAAUUAGGAUGAUUUCAUUUUUAGUCUAGUUACAACCACAACUUUAUUGUACUUUACUGGAAUUGAAUGGGAUAUCAUUUAACUGACUGGUGAAGAUUUGUAAAGCAGAUGGGGGAGGGGAAGACAAAACCUAAAAUUCUCUGAAUUUGAUAUCAGAUCUGAUGUAUCUAAGUUACUUUGUAAACUUUUGGCCACGCAUGGCUUUAAGUCUCACUUUCCAGGGUUUCAAGCAAUUUCCAGAGGAUUGGUCGGCUAGUUCAAGAAUAUGCUUCAGUGGCGACAUUAAGGUCCUGUCAGAAGGUGAACUUUUCCCUCUGUGUGGAGCAGGCCUCUUGAGGUUCAGUGUCCUUUAUCUUCUAGAACUGAAAUACUUAAAGCUGGAGCUCCUAGCAAAAUCCCCACAGCACAAUGCUGCCACCACUAUACCUCUGAGGAGUAGGUGUGGUGCAAUGUUAGUUUUCUUAUUCAUGUUGGUCGCUCUUAGGCUUUCACCAAACUUCUGCAGUUUUACUAAAAUUAAAUCAUAGGGAGCAAGAUUCAUUUUACUAAUUACGUCUGAUGACUCUGGUUUUACUGGAUUUUAUUUAGAGGGUUUAAAGUAAAGGGGAAUGACUUUAUGCCUGCCACACUUUUAGAUUUCUAUUUACAGAUUAUUUUUAGACUCUGGUGUCCUUUAUUUUUGUCAGUUUUUGAAAGUAGGCAGACAGGAAAUGGGAUUUAAGAGAAGAGGAAGACGUGUGGCAAAGGUCAUGUGGCUCGAUUCAGACUUAUGACAGCUGCAUCGAGGAAUAAAAGCCUCGGCACGAGUCGCGCACUUAACCCCUGCACCAUUAUGCCCACACUUUUAAAUUUCUCUAUGUCCAUAAAAAUUUAUCCGAAAGUUAAUUUUAGCAUCACUUAACAUCUUCAAAUGAAGGUAAUGCCUAAGUAAAUGUAUUCGACUUGCCUGAAAACAUAAAAGCAAAGCCAAAGUUUUGUGAUGCUCCUGCCCUUUUAUCCGUCUGCUGUUAUUUGGACUUGUGGGACAUGAUUUGUAUGAUUAAAUUGCAUUGUUUUGUUGAGAUUCAAUGCUGUUUUGAUUAAAAAAUGUUAACAGCUUUGGUGUUGUGGUUU